Molecule: messenger RNA, 1139 nt
Organism: Cottoperca gobio
Lineage: Eukaryota; Metazoa; Chordata; Actinopteri; Perciformes; Bovichtidae
Product: filamin-C-like
Exons: 1
Coding region: 269-820 (183 amino acids)
Biological process (GO): actin cytoskeleton organization
Molecular function (GO): actin filament binding
Source: RefSeq, a predicted model, not a curated record
AGUGACGCCGAGCUUUUUAAACCUCCAUCCACUUAUUCUCCAGCCGCAGCCCGACUCUCUGCAGGCCGCCGUCUGCGCGUCAGGACCCGGGCACAGCAGCGCGUCUGUCCGGAGGAACACAACUUUCUACUUCCUCUCGUUUGUGGUUGUGGAGCUCAUGACUGAGCCGCACUGGACGAACUCAUCUGUUCCCUCCCAGAGCCGCUCCUCUUCUUUUUUUUCCUGCCUUCUCUUCUCUUCCCACUCCGCGCUAUAAAAGCGGGGCACCAUGAUGAGCAACAGCGGAUACUUGGAGCCACAGCUGCCGCCUCAGUUCUUCCAGAGCAGCGCGGACAUCUCCGGGGAGGAGGAGGAGGAGAUGCCGGCCACCGAGAAGGACCUGGCCGAGGACGCCCCGUGGAAGAAGAUCCAGCAGAACACGUUCACCCGGUGGUGCAACGAGCACCUGAAGGUGGUGAACAAGCGGAUCAACGACCUGCAGAAGGACCUGAGCGACGGGCUGAAGCUCAUCGGGCUGCUGGAGGUGCUGAGCCAGAAGAAGAUGUACAGAAAGUAUCACUCCAGGCCCAACUUCCGGCAGAUGAAGCUGGAGAACGUGUCUGUGGCGCUGGAGUUUCUGGAGAGGGAGCACAUCCGCCUGGUCUCCAUCGGUGAGUGGAAACCUGCUGAGUCUGGACAUGUUUUACGCACAUUUUACGCAAAACACAAACUGUGCGUGAGAGCUGAGAGACACAGUGAGAAGGAGAUGAGCAGGAAGGUUUUAUUAUUGACAAAAGGACACAUGAGUCCAAAGCACAGAGUAAUGCAGAUUAUUUAUUAAAAACAUAAAAGUCAGAGUUAUUUAUGACUUUAAGACUAUUUGCUGACUUUUUACUUCUUAAACCUUUAACUUAACCCGGAAAACCCCUUAAGUAUUUAUUAAUGAACACAGAUCUACAGGGUCUACUGUAAGAACUUUAAGGGGUUUCUAUCACUGCAACACCUUAUUGCAGCUUUGACACAAUAAAGACUUUGUUAUUGAACUCUAUCAGGACACAGUAACUAAUCUUUACUGUUCGUACUAUUCGUCUUAAGAAAUCCUUUGAUCUACACAAACAGCUCUAAAAGUAACUCUGAUACAAUCCCAUUAAAAUGUCUUA